CGCCUCCACCAUCCUAUUCUCUCUUCCAUGGUAACCCAUUCUCACUUCACCUUCUUCACUCCCAAAUGCACGAUCCCAUUUUCUUCUUCGCCUUCCUCGCUUCUCUCUCACUCCUCUCUCUCACUUUUCUCUCCUUCUCCAUCUACAAAAGGUUCUCCAAAACAGAUAAACAACACCACCACCCUCCUCCGCCGCAGAACCUGGAAACUCCUAACGAUCCAGUCGACGACGGGGUUCCUCGACCCGGAGAAAAUGCCCCGACCCACUUGACAAGUUCGGUUUUUUUGGAGGUUUUGCCCUCCGAUUCUGCGAAAUGGGCGUGCUUGUUUGAAGAUAGGGAUUCAGUAUCUUCCGCUAUGGAGGUUCCUGGAGCGGAGCAAAGAGGGAAGAAGAAGAGAAAGAAGGGGAAGAAGAAGAAAGCGAAUUCGGGAGCUGAAGAGAGUGAAGGUGCCAAUACGGGUUCGGAUCCUGGGGUUCAUUUUGAAUCGGGUUGCUUGUACCCGUUCACUUCUUCAAGCAGCGCUAUGCAGAGAAGGAUCAAACUGCAGUAUGAUGAACUCGUCAAGUGCAACGAGUCCAAGAAAUUGACACUCGCCCAGGUUGUACAGUUUGCUAAUUGUUUGGUUGAUGUUAGGAAUGAACUACAACACAAGGCUGAUGCGAUCCAACGUAAAUUUGUAAUAACAAAGGCUUUAUUAUGCAAGGCAGACAGAUCUUCUUUUGAUCGACUGCGUCAACAGAUAUACAAGCUUGAAUUGGAGCAAAAGAGAUUAGAGGAGGAUGCUUUUGUUUAUAAUUCACUUCAACAGCAGCUUAAACUCUCACCAGCAUACCAGAAGAUGCUUGAAGUUGGGGCUUGCAUGGACAAGGCGAAAUCCCGUGAACUGGUAGAGAACAGAGACGACGAAUUUGCUGACAUUUCUUUUGAAGAAUUAUUAGCACAAGAAAAGAAGGAUUCAUUCUG
Molecule: messenger RNA, 964 nt
Organism: Arachis ipaensis
Lineage: Eukaryota; Viridiplantae; Streptophyta; Magnoliopsida; Fabales; Fabaceae
Product: CA-responsive protein
Source: RefSeq, a predicted model, not a curated record